Neocloeon triangulifer is the source of this 1975-nucleotide messenger RNA. Its product is annotated as glutathione S-transferase LANCL1-like. Lineage: Eukaryota; Metazoa; Arthropoda; Insecta; Ephemeroptera; Baetidae. Gene Ontology annotation, cellular component: plasma membrane. Gene Ontology annotation, biological process: peptide modification; carbohydrate metabolic process. Bases 421 to 1737 code for a protein of 438 amino acids. The transcript has 9 exons. The record is from RefSeq and is a predicted model, not a curated record.
GAUUUUGGGACAGAUUCGUUCUUUCAAUGCCAACGAACUUUACGAACUUGGCACCGAAAUAAUUGUUGACAACAAUCAAAAUGAGUUGCCACAGCCGACAACAUCCUGGCUUUUGAGAAAAUUUGCUUACCUGCGGCCGACCCUGAAAUCUCAGUUCUCUGGCACCUCUUAAACGUCGUUCAGGUGUCCGAUAAGCAGGGACAUCAGCAGACGUCCGCAGGUCACAAGCUAAACAAAUAACCCUGGAGUGUGGUUCAGUUGUGUGGUUUGAUCUCUUAAAAGCGCGGAUAAUGCGUCGCGUGACGAUGUAUUUAGGAUUGAAAUGCGAAAAAACAAAAGCUCGCGACUUCCUUGGGCUUGCUGUCGCGCCACUGCGCCACUUUCGGGCGCAGCAUUUGCGCAGAAAAUCAGCUGUGUGAGAUGAGAACGACGUCAAAACAUCAAACAGAUCAACACAAAAAUAAACAGAAAAAAACAGACAGAAAGCUAUGCUAUAAAAUGGACGAGAGAAGAGAAUUUGAAAAUCCUUAUGAAGAUUAUGAGACGCUACAAGAUAAAGAGAGAAAUGACGUCAUCAACAUUUAUCUUGAAAAUAAGGUGAAUGCGGAAUUUUCGACUCAAUUGAAAAAAUGCGCCGAGAGUUUGCUCGUCAUUCUGGACCGCCACUUGCAGUCCACCCACGAUCAAGACAGCGAUUACUCGGUGUACACGGGCAGUGCUGGUAUCGCUCUCAUGUACUUCCAUAUUUCUCAGAUACAGAAUGCCAAGAAAUUUCUCAAACUGGCCGAGGUUUUGUUGGAGCCGUCGCUGCCAAAGCUGAAGGGUAAAAGACUGAGCUUGAUGACCGGAGACGCUGGACCCUUGGCGGUUGCUGCGGCUGUGCACUGGCAUUUGGGGAACAAGGAGAAAAGCACAGCAAUUUGUCAGAGGCUGACCGAUUUGCUGCCUCGGGUUUUAGACCUCAAGUCUGAUUUGCCGGACGAGGUUUUGUAUGGACGAGCAGGCUACCUAUUGGCCUUGCUGUUUGUGAGAAAUAAUACGACGGAAUCAAACGUGGAUGUCAGAUCUAUUCAAAAAGUGGUGUCGGCUACACUUGCGUCAGGAAAAAUGUUGGCAGCCUCUGAUCCAAAUGGUCCCCCUUUAAUGUACGAGUGGCACGGCAAAAAAUAUUUAGGCGCAGCUCACGGAAUUGCGGGAAUACUUUUCGUAUUGAUACAGAGCAUGGAGUAUCUGUCGGAGGAGAAAAAGGACGAAUUGGAGCACUUGAUUUGUCAAACCCUGGAUUUUGUUCUCAACCUCUGUUUCCCAUCAGGGAAUUUCCCUUCUUCCAUCGGGAACAAUUCCGACAGAUUAGUGCAUUGGUGUCAUGGAGCUCCAGCGUUUGUCCCCGUCCUAUGCUUAGCUUACAAAGUUUUCGCUCAAGAAAGAUAUCUUCACGCAGCUGAAACAUGUGCAAAGGUGAUUUGGAAAAGAGGCCUUUUGAAGAAGGGUUACGGUCUGUGUCAUGGUGUUUCGGGAAAUGGUUAUGCACUUCUGCACUUAUACCAAACAACGAAGAAUAUUAAGUAUCUGUAUCAGGGACUGCAAUUUGCUAGGUGGUGUACAACUUACGACAAAAACCAAACAAGGAAACCUGAUCGACCGUAUUCGUUAUUCGAAGGUCUGGCUGGGACAAUUCAUUUUUUAGUAGAUGCACAAAAUCCAGAAGGUGCAAAAUUUCCUGCAUUUUAUGUCUGAUUAAAAUAAGUUUUUUUUUUAAUUCAGCGUAAUUUAUAGAUUUAGAAACAUUUGAUUAGUGGUCUCUGAAAUCACUAAUUAAUUGUAAGAAGAGAAUAAUAUAAGCUAGCUAGGCUUGGCCUUAGAUUCAAGUUAUUUUCCUUUCAAUUUUUUUAUAUGAAGUGUUAAGAAUAUUGUAAUUCUUAUUUAAUGUUUAAUUUAACUAUGUAAAAUACUGUAAUAAAUCUUGGAAGCAAAA